Molecule: messenger RNA, 1151 nt
Organism: Toxorhynchites rutilus septentrionalis
Lineage: Eukaryota; Metazoa; Arthropoda; Insecta; Diptera; Culicidae
Gene: Den1
Product: sentrin-specific protease 8
Exons: 1
Coding region: 91-738 (215 amino acids)
Biological process (GO): proteolysis
Molecular function (GO): deNEDDylase activity; cysteine-type peptidase activity
Source: RefSeq, a predicted model, not a curated record
UCCGAGAGUGCCAAUUUUGUUGUUAUUAUACAUGUCACAUAGCAGCUGUUAGUUCAAUUAGUAAAAUUUCAACAUCUGUGCGCUUUCGGGAUGUCGUUCCGAGAAGAUCAGGUCGCUUUGAGCUUCCACGAAUCCUGUCUACGGCUGUCCGAUGUAGACCUGCUGAAGGGUCCCUUCUGGCUGAACGACCAGAUCAUCUCGUUCUACUUCGAGUACCUGGAGAAGAUGAUUUACAAAGACGAGGACGAUAUGCUGUUCGUCAGUCCCGAGGUGACACAAUGCAUCCGAAUGGUGACGGAAACGGAAGUGGGUAUCUUCCUGGAGCCCCUAAAGGCCCAACAGCGUUUGUUUAUUUUCUUCGCGCUGAACGACAACCAACUGGCGGACCGUGCCGGAGGAUCCCACUGGAGUUUGCUGGUGUUCUCCCGACCCGAGAGGGCCUUCUAUCAGUUUGACUCAUCGCACAGCUCCAACGCGGACGUGUGCCGUCAAUUUGUGGCGGUACUAAAGCGGGCCCUUUGCUGUCCGGAUGCCCAGCUGCGGACGGGCGAUUGCUUGCAGCAGAGCAACGGAUACGAUUGCGGAGUUCACGUGCUGUGCGCGGUGGAUAAGGUCACCCAACAGAUUCGGAAAACGGGCAAAAUCGAGGGAGUGAAGAGUGCCCGGUACGAUGUGAUUCGUGGCAAACGGGAGGAGAUUCUCAACAUCAUCAUCGAUCUCGGCGGGAGGAUUAAGUAGAGCGCGGCCAGCUGACGGUAGAGGAUGUCGUCGCGGCUUUAGAAGUGCUGAAUGUCUGAUUGAUUCACCACCGGAAGUGCUUUUUUAGCGAGAACAAACGGACACAUUCGACACAGUCGGCGCAAACGUAGAGUAACAAAUUGAUUUUGUUUGUAGCAGCUGCACCUGAGUUUACCAUGGCAAAUUAUUGUCUCUUUUUUAAAAUCUAGUAAUUUAUUUUAGCACGUUUUUCAAGGAAAUAUAUUAUGCGUUUUACGUCAAUGACAUUUGUCUAUAUUCAUCCAAAUGGUAACCGGGGUUUCCUUUUAAAUUAACAAAAGUUUCUUUAAAAAAUUUUACUUUACAAUUAAUGAUAAGUGAAUGAAUUCACAUGAAUCAUGUGCGAUUGAAGAUUAGCGAUUUAAAUAGAAGGA